GUUAAACCUGGUCAGCGAAAGCUGUUGAAAGCUGUUCCGCUAAAAACGGAUUACCAACCAAUGCCCCCGUAAGAGAAUAAGAAAUUUUGUAGGAGGACGUAUACACGAGGAUGUGGCAUUAAUGUGUUAAUCAUCAAUUCUCUUGACUUGUUCUGUUAAUCUCCUGCGCUAGACAGAAUGGCAUGUCCGAAGCCAGCAUCCACCAAGGUGUGCCGUCCUUGUGAUGGGUUGCAAGGUGGCCAGGCUGGCCCACCUCCACCAGAAGAUGACGAACCUCCAUAUCCGGGUCGCAAGGGUGCCUACUGUGGUCCAGAUAAAGCUUCUUGGCCUUGGUCUGCGCGACCAUAUUUCUUCCGCCAAUAUUCCCUGGGAGAUUUCGACAUUGGUAGGGUCUUGAUGAAGGGUGAAUUCGGAACAGUUUACCUUGCCCGAGAUUAUCGCACUCGAGACCUGGUGACGUUCAAAGCGGCUUACAAGGAUAAACUGAUGGAAGAACAAGUUUUGUACUUGUUGCGUAAGGAAGUUGAAAUGCAAGGCUAUUUUGAUCAUCCGAACAUCUUGAAGCUUUUAGGCUUCUUCUCGGACGAGGCCAGAAUUUACAUUGUGUUUGAGUAUUGUGAGCAUGGUACUUUGGAGCAGUACCAACGAACCCAGCCGGGCUGUCGACUAGAAGAACCCCUAGCAGCAAAGCUGACAUUGGAUGUUACGAGUGCUUUGCUCUAUUUGCACGAUUUCAACUUGAUGCUGCGGGAUUUGAGACCACAAUCUAUUUUGAUUACAAAGGACCUCACUGCGAAGUUGGCUGAUUUUGCAUUUGCUGUAUACACCGUUGGACCAGUAAAAUCUGAGCCAAGGACGACGCCGGCAUUUGAAGCCCCCGAGUUUUUUCUGGACCUGCCGGUUUCGCGACUCGCUGACCACUGGCAACUCGGGUGUCUCAUUUACGACAUGCUCACUGGGGAUUGUCCAUUUGCCCCCCAACAAAGUUCUGACACCAGGGAUCACAUUUCUGUCUAUCCC
Molecule: messenger RNA, 1020 nt
Organism: Notodromas monacha
Lineage: Eukaryota; Metazoa; Arthropoda; Ostracoda; Podocopida; Cyprididae
Source: the annotation of a GenBank genome assembly